AUCGAAGUUCUUGGUGGCUGCAUGAUCUUCGACAAAUAAGCCUUCUUCAGCGGCCAAGGCUCUUGGCGGGACUGUGUAGACAGCUCGGCGCAUCGGCAAGGACGCAACCACGGACGGCCGUUUUGAACAACUGCGCGGGCCGUUCUGCAGUCAGAGUAUCACUCCGAAGCGCGGAGAGCGCACCCCCGACUGUUUGAGAUGUCGACAUGUGCCUCCGGAGGCCUCAUUUAGUGGAAGGGGGGACGCUUGCUCUCUCCACCCUUUUCCUGUAAUUCGCUCAUUCACAUUCCCACCAAGAGCUCGCUUGCACUGGGCUUCCUUGCUUUGUGCCCGAACCGAAGUCUUGUCAGUGCAUAUCUAAGAGGAGAGACAGUCUCAGACUCUCAGGGCACCCCCCCUUCGCAAGAACAUGGACUUUGAAUACGAAACGUUUCAACUGUUCUCUGGAUCGGAAUCGUCGGAUACAGAUACUGAAGAGGAAGGCUCUCAGGUCCUUACCACAGCAUUCGCAAAGAACGGGUAUAUCUCCAUCAUGGAAGUGGAAACCAAGCCUCGCUCCUUCACGAGGAACCUUACAGCCUUUCUCGCGGCCAACCUCGAUGCCAACCACGCAGAAUGGCUUCUUUGGGGGUGCUGCCUCUGUUCAGGACUCGUGGACAGCACCAUCUACAGCGCCUACAGCACGUUCGUGUCCAUGCAGACCGGCAACACCAUCUUUGUUGCCCUCGGUGCAUCCAACCAGAACCCACGCCCGUACGGCUGGGCUCGCUCGUUGACGUCCAUCGGCUGUUUCACCCUUGGCUGUUUUCUGUUCGGCCGACUGAACCGCUGGAUGGGCGGAAAGCGCAGAGGCACCCUCGUCCUCUCGUUCUCCAUCCAGCUUGUGCUGCUCGUCAUCACGGCCACUCUGGUGACGACCGGCGUCAUCGAGUCGAGCCGCCCGACCUCAACCAAUCUUACCGCAGCAGCAGGAGAUGCUGCCGAAACGCAAUGGACCCAGGAAGUCCCAAUCGUGCUCCUGAGCAUCCAGUCCGCGGGCCAGAUUGUGGCCAGCCGGGCGUUGGGCUUCAACGAGAUGCCCACCGUGGUGAUCACGAGUCUUCUGUGCGACCUGGUGGUGGACCCAGAGCUGUUCUUGCCGCGCAACAACAAGAGGGAUCGCCGGGUGGGCGCGUUUGUGUUGACACUGGCGGGAGCCGUUGCCGGCGGUUGGAUGGUCAAGACAACCGGAAACAUUUGGCCGGCACUGUGGCUCGUGACCGGAAUCAAGGCGGCCAUCAUCGUGGCCUGGGUGUUCUGGAGGGAGACGGAGAGCCAGAGAGCUGUCUAACGACGGAGGUCCCUUGAAGUUUCUCGUUACUUUUGCCCACGAUGCUACGAGCAGAUGCAGAUGAUCUUGGCAGUCAGUACACCGGCACGAGGGCUGGAACCUCGUCUUUUCCUUGGCUGUCUUGACGGGUCGACGGACGGGUCUUCCGCAUCUUUUCCGCGUUAAUACUGUAUCUAGCGUUCAUCAAAUACUUUUCAGAUGGAAUAUAC
Molecule: messenger RNA, 1539 nt
Organism: Chaetomium strumarium
Lineage: Eukaryota; Fungi; Ascomycota; Sordariomycetes; Sordariales; Chaetomiaceae
Product: DUF1275 domain protein
Exons: 3
Coding region: 410-1330 (306 amino acids)
Source: RefSeq, a predicted model, not a curated record